AUGGGGAGGUUCAACUUCGGUAAGAGGGACUCCUCGUCGCUUGACAGCAACUUUGAGCGCCGUCCAUCAGCUAUCGAGGCCAUGGACAACGCUACACGGAGGAAUAGUGUCGACGACCAUGCUGUCACAGGUGCUGGAGCGAUCACAACUAAGCAGUCUAUCAUUCCUGUAUCCCUCGUCACCAUCCUCUUCUUUAUGUGGGGUUUCGCGUACGGGCUCCUCGAUGUCCUCAACAAGCACUUCCAGGAAACUCUGAAUAUCACUGCGGCGCAAUCGUCCGGUCUUCAAGCUGCCUACUUUGGAGCGUACUUUAUCGGUCCUCUGACAUAUAGUGGCUGGAUAGUCCGCAAGUUCGGAUAUCGAUGGACUUUUAUCACCGGUCUCUGCAUCUACGGCGUAGGAGCUCUGUUGUUCUGGCCCAGUGGUGUCAAGCGAUCAUUCGGUGGUUUCUGCGGGGCUAUGUUCGUUGUUGGUUCGGGUCUCAGCACACUCGAGACGAGCGCAAACCCCUUCAUUGCUACGUGCGGACCUCCUAGGUGGAUGGAACUCCGUCUCAACCUUGCGCAGGCCUUCCAGGCAAUUGGCAGUGUCGUAGCCCCAGUGCUCGCAUCCUUUGUUCUCUUCAAAAAUGUCGACAACAACAGCUUGCAAUCAGUGCAAUGGGUGUAUCUCGGCAUUGCCUGCUUCGUCUUCGCUCUCGCAGUCGUCUUUUUCUUCGCCCCCAUCCCUGAGAUUACAGACGCCGACGUCGCCGCUCAAUCCGACCAAUCCGCCGCCUCGACUGGUUACCAAGACAAGCCCUUCCGCCACCAGUACACACUCUUCUGGGGCGUUGCAGCGCAGUUCUGCUAUGUGGGAGCCCAGGUUGCGGUCGCUGGGUUCUUCAUUCACUAUGUGACAGAGGUCAAGCCCAGCCUUACAACCGCUGACGGUUCUAACCUGCUCGCCGUUGCCCAGGCGCUUUUCGCUGUUGGGCGUUUUGUAGCCUCCCUUAUGAUGAAGUGGGUAAAGCCGAGAUACAUCCUUCUCGUAUUCUUGACUGGCUGUGUCAUCUUCAUCAUAGCCGCUAUCCCCACCACAGGCGACGCUGCGAUUGCCAUGUUGUGCAUGUCCUGCAUCUUCCCAACGAUCUUCACGCUCUCCCUUCGCGGCCUGGGACGCCACACCAAGCGCGGAGCCUCCUUCCUCGUCGCUUCCGUAUCAGGUGGUGCCGUCUUCCCUCCUAUGCUCGGCGCGGUCGUCGACGCACGCAACACGCGCAUCGCCAUGAGCGUGCCGCUUGCCGGCUUUUUGGUCGCGUAUUCCUUCCCGGUUUACUUGAAUCUGUUCAAGGCGAAGGAGCUGGACGCCUUCAAUGAGUCGAAGGUCGGCACCGAUGCUGCGCUCGCUGAUAAGACUGUUGAGGCGGAACUGUUCGGCGAGAAGAACGAGGUUGCUGAUAAGGUGGAGAGGGUGUAA
Molecule: messenger RNA, 1458 nt
Organism: Ascochyta rabiei
Lineage: Eukaryota; Fungi; Ascomycota; Dothideomycetes; Pleosporales; Didymellaceae
Exons: 6
Coding region: 1-1458 (485 amino acids)
Biological process (GO): transmembrane transport
Molecular function (GO): transmembrane transporter activity
Source: RefSeq, a predicted model, not a curated record